AUGCUAAGUAGUUGCAAUGUAGCUAAAAAGUAGUAAGUAGUUGCAAAGUUGCCAAUCACCUAAAAUGCUAAAGGUAUCUGUGAUGAGAUUUGAACUCGCAACCUUUGCGUUGCUAGACGUUUUACGUUAUACGCACACCCAUCCAUUCAUCCUACUUUCGUUUUUGCCUUAAGUAACCAUCUGUCUUAUGUAACCAUACCAAACGGAACAUUUCAUACUAAUUUGUGUGUCCCGGAUUUCCAUUUACUAUGUUACGUCUAGUUUACGAGACCAGGCUAUCGGCAGAUGCUUUGGAUUGAGACGCAGCCCAUGCAAAAAAAACAUAUCUCUAGCUUAAACUGACCGAUUUAGAUGGGGAUUUCUUUAUUACGCUAAUUAGAUUUCCACGGGGCGCGGACAUCGGCUCUAGGGGGUUAAUCCCUGUGGAUGCAUUUCCUCAAGCCUAGUACCUCUGUCAGUACAGAGGCUGUCACUCUCUCUGUGACAUCCAUCACGAAGAGACUGGUAAGAUAAAUAGUUUUAAUAUCGAACAUAGUUUUAAAAGGGCACAUGCUUUCACUGAAAGAAAGAUAAGCAAGGAUGCAUUUACCGCACCGUAGAAAAUAAAAAGGAGACACACGGUACAUAAGCCAGGAAAACAAGCACAGGUGUGUGUGUUGUCUUCACAUGGUAGAAACACAGGACAACCCUUGCUAUCUCCGUUACCUCUGCUACUACAAUCCCAGCUAACAACAAACAUUCCCACAACUUUAGAGAACGUUCCCUUAUGAGUCUCAUUAGGUCAUUAUCUACCGUUUUCAUAGGAAUGUUCCUGUGAUGUGCAAGGAAUGUUUCCAAGAGAACAUUCCCUUAAUGUCAAAUAGAACUUACCCAGAACGUUGUUACCAUGUUCUCAGAACUUAAGAUAUUAAUGUUCUAGACAUGUUAAAUGAGAACAUUGCAACAAAAAAAAACAUUGGGUUCUUGGUCUCCUCCCCCGAUUGCUCAGUUUGGCCAGGCGGCCAGCUCUAGAAAGAGUCUUGGUGGUUUCAAACUUCUUCCAUUUAAGAAUGAUGGAGGCCACUGUGUUGUUGAUGACUUUCAAUGCUGCAGAAAUGUUUUGGUACCCUUCCCCAGAUCUGUGCCUCGACACAAUCCUGUCUCGGAGCUCUACGGCCAAUUCCUUUGACCUCAUGGCUUGGUUUUUCGCUCUGACAUGCACUGUCAACUGUGGGACCUUAUAUAGACAGGUGUGUGCCUUUCCAAACCACGUCCAAUCAAUGGAAUUUACCACAGGUGGACUACAAUCAAUUUGUAGAAACAUCUCAAGGAUGAUCAUUGGAAACAGGAUGCACCUGAGCUCAAUUUCGAGUCUCAUAGCAAAGGGUCUGAAUACUUAUGUAAAUAAGGUAUUUGUGUUUUUUCUAAAAACCUGUUUUCGCUUUGUCAUUAUGGGAUAUUGUGUGGAGAUUGAUGUGGAUUAUUAAUUUGUUUAAUCCAUUGUAGAAUAAGGCUGUAACAUAACAAAAUGUGGAAAAGGUCAAGGGGUCUGAAUACUUUCCAAAUGCACUGUAAAUGUUUUUGCAAUGUUCCCAUGAAACGUGUCUAGAACAUUAAUAUCUCAAACAUUAGGGGAACAUUACGGGUAAUGUUACAAAAACGUACACUCUCCCUAGAUUUGUUAGCUGGAAUAGUGGCCAACUGGGCUUGUUUGUUUGUACAGCUGGGGUUGUGAGUACUCUGUUAAGUGUAUAAUGUGUAUAAGUAGUAUAACGUGUAUAUUAAGUGCAUAAAUAAACCUCUUACAGUGUCUUUCAUCUUCUCUCUGCAGGGCCUCCAAUGCAAAAGUAAACCCCACUGUGAGUGCAUUACAAUAUACCCGUUACAAACAAUGUUGUUAUACUCUCUGUGUGUGUGCUUGAGUGUGUUGACAAUGACACUAUGGUAAAUCUCUGAUGGUCCUCUGAUCAGAUAUAAAUUGAUGUUUGAAAUACUUUACAUUUACAAUACAAGGAUCCAGUUCCAAUGUCUGUGGUAUGGGUGGUCCGAGUGUUAAAACUUUUGCAGGUUUGUUUAUAGAAGCAUGGACCUCCCAUUCAGUACAAUAGAGUCAUAGUCCAAGUAGACGCCUCUAGCUGGAGUAAACAGAGACAGUGUGUCCACAAUAAUACAUAACAAAAGUCGGAUUAAUCAGCGUCUAAUUUAAUCAGCACCUCACCACAACUGUAUCUUCCACAAGUGAAAGAAAGAGCAUGACAGCUCAGGCAGGGAGGGAGAAAGAAAGAUGGAUGGAUAGAUCUAUUAUUAUCUGAUAAAGUAGUAGUCAGGGCCUUGACAUGACUGAGUGAAGUAUGAGUAAAGUUGCCUCCUUCCUUGUCAUUACAUUGCUGGCUAUUGGAUUUGCUGGUUGUUGUAUAUUUGUAUUCAUUUGUCCUGAAAGUCUUGCUAUUUUUUAUGUGAGAGUAAGAUUUCAAAUGUAUUUAUUACCAAAAAAAGCUUGAACUUGAAUACAUCCACUGACUUUAAUCUCCUGUUUCCCCAUACAGAUUCCUUUGUCCCGUGCAGGACCCAGCAAGCAGGCCUCAACACGCGUGUUGUCUUCAACAACAUCAGCCUGUCCACAGUGAUGAGGUGUGAGGGGAAACAGAAGUGCUCUCUUCACCUUCGAGUUCACACUGCUCUUCAGCUCAGUGGUAGGUUGGGCUCUCUACUUUGAGAUUUCAUGUUGAAAUAUUUUCUGCCUUGUGAACAACAAUGACCUACGGAAGUCCAGAGAGGACAUCACCCCAAAAUAAUUGGUCCUUCUUUAUGUCGAGAUCACAACUUAUUUAUCUCAUGAUCACCACAUAACAAAAGUUGUUUUGUCGAGAUCAUGAGAUAAUCAAAAGUACCACGCAUCAUCCAUUAAUUUGUUCAGCUGCACAAUAACCACUUCAAGGAGCCCUGUGGCUGCAUUGAUCGCAAUGCGGGGCAUUUAAGCCCUGAACAAUGCCUGAGCCUGUCACGCCCUGACUCUGGGGACUCGUAUUUGUUGAGUCAGGGUGUGUAUUUUCUGUGUGGUAUGUUCUAUGUUGUAUUUUCUAGGUUUAGAUCUAGAUCGUCUAGAUCAGGGGUGUCAAACUCAUUUUAGCUCAGGGGCCACAUGGAGGAAAAUCUAUUCCCAAGUGGGCCGGACCGGAAAAAUCAUGGUAUAUAUAUAUAACUUAAAAACAACAACUUCAGAUUGUUUUCUUUGUUUUAAUACGAUCAACAUACAACAUAAAGCUGGAGCCUGAGGACAGUGUGUCCAAAAUAGUACAAGCACAACAUCACUAUUAAUCAUAAAACACGUCAAGUUUAUUUGAAAAUUCUAAAGAAAAAGAACACACAAACACACAAUGCCUCAGUGAUUAACAGAACUGUUUCACAGAUCACAGAACUAUAUCAGGGUGUCAUUUCUCAGGCAGAAAUGUAGAUAAAAAUAAUGAAAUCCUGUUCCCCAAACAAGUGCAAGAACCACAGAGUCAAGAAUAGGUUAAAUAUACAAAUAAAAUAAAAUAAAUUAAAAACAAUAGCACAUCAACAUAAAAACAUAUAAACAUAAAGCUGGAGCCUGAGGACAGUGUCCAAAAGCACAACAUCACUAUUAAUCAUAAAACACCUCAAGUUAUUUGAAAGUUCUGAGGACAAAGAACAUACAAACACACAAUGCCUCAGUGAUUAACAUAACUGUUUCACAGAUCACAGAACUAUAUCACGGUGUCAUUUCUCAGGCAGAAAUGUAGAUAAAAAUAAUGAAAUCCUGUUCCCCAAACAAGUGCAAGAACCACAGAGUCAAGAAUAGGUUAAAUAUACAAAUAAAAUAAAAACAAUUAAAAACAAUAGCACAUCAACAUAAAAACAUAAACAUAAAGCUGGAGCCUGAGGACAGUGUCCAAAAGCACAACAUCACUAUUAAUCAUAAAACACGUCAAGUUAUUUGAAAGUUCUGAGGACAAAGAACACACAAACACACAAUGCCUCAGUGAUUCACAGAAGUAUAUCACAGAUCACAGAACUAUAUCAGGGUGUCAUUUCUCAGGCAGAAAUGUAGAUAAAAAUAAUGAAAUCCUGUUCCCCAAACAAGUGCUAGAACCACAGAGUCAAGAAUAGGUUAAAUAUACAAAUAAAAUAAAAUCAAUUAAAAACAAUAGCACAUCAACAUAAAAACAUAUAAACAUAAAUCUGAAAGCGUUGCUCAAACUCCCGUAACAGUCCCGUUAUUUUAUCUUUGAACCGCUUCAUGUCUGCCACAUGUUGGGUCGCGCACACAUUCUUCAGACAGGGGAAGUGAGCUGCAUCACCACCGGCAAGUUGCGUCUCCCACAAUGACAGCUUCAACUUGAAAGAACGUAUGCUGUCAUAAUACUGCGUGACAACUUUGUUGCGCCCUUGCAGCUGUUUGUUCAAGUUAUUCAGGUGCUCUGUAACAUCCACCAUAAAUGCAAGGUCCUGCAUCCAUUCUGCGGAAUGAAAUUCUAACACUGGUUUGCCCUUUUCUUCCAUGAACUGUUCAAUUUCUUCUCGUAAAUCAAAGAAACGCCUCAGCACCUUGGCUUAACCAUCUUACCUCAGUGUGGUAUGGCAGGCCAAAGAUGUGGUCUUUCUCUCUGAGAAGGCUGUCAAACUGACGGUGAUUCAGGCUUCUGGAUCGGAUGAAAUUAACAGUUUGGAUGACCACCUUCAUGACGUUAUCCAUCUUUAAUGACUUGCAACACAAAGCCUCCUGGUGCAAAAUACAGUGAAAAGUCAAAAAAUCACGUCCUCCAUUUGCAGAUUGCACUUUCUCUCUGAACUUUGUCACAACGCCUGCUUUUUUCCCGAUCAUUGAGGGCGCACCAUCUGUAGCCAGGCUGACAGCGCGGGACCAGUCCACUCCGACCCUGUCCAGCGCGCCGACGAGUGCGGUAAAAAUAUCAGCUGCUGUCAUUGUAUCUGUCAUCGGCACCAACUCCACGAACUCCUCGGUGACGGUCAAUGUGUCAUCAACUCCGCGGAUGAAAAUGGCCAGUUGUGCAACAUCUGUAAUGUCCGUGCUUUCAUCAAUUGCAACCGAAAACGCCAUAAAUGACUUUACUUUUUGCUUCAACUGGCUGUCCAAAUCCACUGAAAGAUCGGAAAUCCUGUCUGCAACUGUGUUUCUUGUCAGGCUGAUAUUUGCAAAAGCCUGCCGCUUUUCAGGGCACACAAUCUCCGCUGCCUUCAUCAUGCAUGUUUUUACAAAUUCACCCUCUCUAAAUGGUUUUGAAGCCACUGCGAUUUCAUUAGCAAUGAGGUAGCUAGCUUUCACUGCAGCGUCACUGAUGUCUCGGCUGUGAGUAAACACAGACUGCUGUUUCUUCAGACCCGCCAACAGUUCAUUCACCUUCUCUCAUCUCCGCUGUCCUUGAAAGUUGUCAUAUUUGUCGGCAUGAAGACUCACAUAGUGGCGACGAAGGUUAUAUUCUUUCAGCACUGUAACAUGCUCUGAACACACCAAACAUACAGCUUUCCCAUUCAAUUCCGUGAAUAAAUAGGAUGACAAUUUUUCUUGGAACACUCUGCACUCUGCGUCCACUUUUCUCUUUUUUGACAGAGACAUAUUGGGGCAAUGAGGGUGCCAAAGCACAUAAUGUUAAAAGUAGAAGCCGUAAUAAAUAUCGCGGGCAAAACAAAGUAGCUCAUUGGCUGCACGUGCUUGACCUACUUGCUCUGCCCCGGUAUAAACAGUUUGCUUGCUUAACACAAUUGCUAUUGCGCCAUUCCAGUGGACGCAAUUGGAACAGCAGUUUAUUUUAUUGAAAAAUUAUUUUUAAAAAAUUGUAUUUUUUAUUUUUUUUUAAUCAUCUCGCGGGCCGGAUUAAACCCGUUUGCGGGCCUGAUCCGGCCCGCGGGCCAGACGUUUGACACCCCUGGUCUAGAUCUAUGUUGGCCGGUGUGGUAGCCUAUUGGCACUAGUGGGUUGUGGGAUCUUGUUCCGUGUAGGUAUGUUUUGUGUUCUACCUUGGACUUCACGUUUCGUUUGUUUAUUGUUUUGUCGGUUGUUUAUUCAUUAUAAUAAUCAUGUACGCAUAUCACGCUGCGCCUUUGUCCGUCCCGUUCAUCAACGAUCGUGACAGAAGAUCCCACCAAACGAAGACCAAGCAGCGUGCCCAGGAAGAGCGAAUAGCGAUGUCACAGGUGGGCAAAUGGUGGUCAUGGGAGGAGAUAUUUGCGGGGAAAGGGCCAUGGGCGAAGGUAGAUGCCCAGGCAGGAGAGGUGAAACGGCGCCAACCGUGCCGACGACGGAGACCCGAGAGGCAACCCCAAUAAAAAAAAUUGGGGGGCACACAGGGUGGAUGGGGGGGCUAAAAGGGAGAAGGAAAGUGUAGAGGCACGGUGAGAGGAGCUGGUUAGGCAACAGAAGGAGCAGGGGUUAAUAAAGGAACCCAGUCCCGCUCCCCGCACUAAGCCAGUGGUGCGCGUCGCCAGCCCGGUCCGGCCUGUUCCUGCCCCUCGCACCAAGCCAGUGGUGCGCGUCGCCAGCCCGGCCCGGCCUGUUCCUGUCCCUCGCACCAAGCCAGUGGUGCGCGUCGCCGGCCCGGCCUGUUCCUGCCCCUCGCACCAAGCCAGUGGUGCGCGUCGCCAGCCCGGCCCGGCCUGUUCCUGCCCCUCGCACCAAGCCAGUGGUGCGCGUCGCCAGCCCGGCCCGGCCUGUUCCUGCCCCUCGCACCAAGCCAGUGGUGCGCGUCGCCAGCCCGGCCCGGCCUGUUCCUGCCCCUCGCACCAAGCCAGUGGUGCGCGUCGCCAGCCCGGCCCGGCCUGUUCCUGCCCCUCGCACCAAGCCAGUGGUGCGCGUCGCCAGCCCGGCCCGGCCUGUUCCUGCCCCUCGCACCAAGGCAGUGGUGCGCGUCGCCAGCCCGGCCCGGCCUGUUCCUGCCCCUCGCACCAAGCCAGUGGUGCGCGUCGCCAGCCCGGUCAGGCCUGUUCCUGCCCCUCGCACCAAGCCAGUGGUGCGCGUCGCCAGCCCGGCCCUACCUGUUCCUGCCCCUCGCACCAAGCCAGUGGUGCGCGUCGCCAGCCCGGCCCGGCCUGUUCCUGCCCCUCGCACCAAGCCAGUGGUGCGUGUGUCCAGUCCGGCACGGCCCGUGCCUGUUCCACCGGUGUCCAGUUCAGCUCCGGUCAGCUGCUCCACUCUGGAGCCAGAGCAAUCUGCUUCACUGGGGUCCAGUCCAGCUCCGGUCAGCGGCUCCACUCCGGAGCCAGAGCAGUCCGCUCCACCGGUGCCUGAUCCAGCUCCGGUCAGCUGCUCCUCCACUCCGGAGCCAGAGCAGUCCGCUCCACCGGGGUCUAGUCCAGAUCCGGUCAGCGGCUCCACUCCGGAGCCAGAGCAGUCCGCUCCACCUGUCCACUUUGGAAGUAUGCCUGGGGUCAUUGUCAAUUUGGAAGACCCAUUUGUGACCAAGCUUUAACUUCCUGACUGAUGUCUUGAGAUGUUGCUUCAAUAUAUCCAAAUAAUUUUCCUACCUCAUGAUGCCAUCUAUUUUGUGAAGUGCACCAGUCCCUCCUGCAGCAAAGCACCCCCACAGCAUGAUGCUGACACCCCCAUGCUUCACGGUUGGGAUGGUGUUAUUCUGCUUGCAAGCUGACCCCCUUUUCCUCCAAACAUAACGAUGGUCAUUAUUGCCAAACAGUUCUAUUUUUGUUUCAUCAGACCAGAGGACAUUUCUCCAAAAAGUAUGAUCUUUGUCCCCAUGUGCAGUUGCAAAACCUUUUUUAUGGCGGUUUUGGAGCAGUGGCUUCUUCCUUGCUGAGCGGCCUUUCAGGUUAUGUCGAUAUACAGUGAGGGAAAAAAGUAUUUGAUCCCCUGCUGAUUUUGUACGUUUGCCCACUGACAAAGAAAUGAUCAGUAAUCCUUCUACCCCCCCCCCCCCCCCCCCCCCCCAAAAAAAAAAUAAUAAUAAUAAUGUAAAGUGGUUAUUCCACUGGCUAUAGGGUGAAUGCACAUAUUUGUAAGUCGCUCUGGAUAAGAGCGUCUGAUAAAUGACGUAAAUGUAAAAAAUGUAAAUGUAAAUAAUUUUAAUGGUAGGUUUAUUUGAAAGGUGAAAGACAGAAUAACAACAACAAAAAAUCCAGAAAAACGCAUGUAAAAAAUGUUAUAAAUUGAUUUGCAUUUUAAAGAGGGAAAUAAGUAUUUGACCCCCUCUCAAUCAGAAAGAUUUCUGGCUCCCAGGUGUCUUUUAUACAGGUAACGAGCUGAGAUUAGGAGCACACUCUUAAAGGGAGUGCUCCUAAUCUCAGUUUGUUACCUGUAUAAAAGACACCUGUCCACAGAAGCAAUCAAUCAAUCAGAUUCCAAACUCUCCACCAUGGCCAAGACCAAAGAGCUCUCCAAGAAUGUCAGGGACAAGAUUGUAGACCUACACAAGGUUGGAAUGGGCUACAAGACCAUCGAAAAGCAGCUUGGUGAGAAGGUGACAACAGUUGGUGCGAUUAUUCGCAAAUGGAAGAAACACAAAAGAACUGUCAAUCUCCCUCGGCCUGGGGCUCCAUGCAAGAUCUCACCUCAUGGAGUUGCAAUGAUCAUGAGAACGGUGAGGAUUCAGCCCAGAACUACACGGGAGGAUCUUGUCAAUGAUCUCAAGGCAGCUGGGACCAUAGUCACCAAGAAAACAAUUGGUCACACACUACUCCGUGAAGGACUGAAAUCCUGCAGCGCCCGCAAGGUCCCCCUGCUUAAGAAAGUACAUAUACAGGCCUGUCUGAAGUUUGCCAAUGAACAUCUGAAUGAUUCAGAGGAGAACUGGGUGAAAGUGUUGUGGUCAGAUGAGACCAAAAUGGAGCUCUUUGGCAUCAACUCAACUCGUCAUGUUUGGAGGAGGAGGAAAGAACCCCAAGAACACCAUCCCCACCAUCAAACAUGGAGGUGGAAACAUUAUGCUUUGGGGGUGUUUUUCUGCUAAGGGGAAAGGACAACUUUACCGCAUCAAAGGGAUGAUGGACGGGACCAUGUACCAUAAAAUCUUGGGUGAGAACCUCCUUCCCUCAGCCAGGGCAUUGAAAAUGGGUCGUGGAUGGGUAUUCCAGCAUGACAAUGACCCAAAACACACGGCCAAGGCAACAAAGGAGUGGCUCAAGAAGAAGCACAUUAAGGUCCGGAGUGGCCUAGCCAGUCUCCAGACCUUAAUCCCAUAGAAAAUCUGUGGAGGGAGCUGAAGGUUAGAGUUGCCAAACGUCAGGCUCAAAAUCGUAAUGACUUGGAGAAGAUCUGCAAAGAGAAGUGGAACAGGAUCCCUCCUGAGAUGUGUGCAAACCUGGUGGCCAACUACAAGAAACGUCUGACCUCUGUGAUUACCAACAAGGGUUUUGCCCCCAAGUACUAAGUCAUGGUUUGCAGAGGGGUCAAAUACUUAUUUCCCUCAUUAAAAUGCAAAUAAUAAUAAUAAUAAUAAUAAUAAUAAUAAUAAUAAUAAUAUGCCAUUUAGCAGACGCUUUUAUCCAAAGCGACUUACAGUCGUGCGUGCAUACAUUUUUUUUUUGUGUAUGGGUGGUCCCGGGGAUCGAACCCACUACCUUGGCGUUACAAGCGCCGUGCUCUACCAGCUGAGCUACAGAGGACCACAAAUCAAUUUAUAACAUUUUUGACAUGCGUUUUUCAGGAUUUUGUUGUUGUUAUUCUGUCUCUCACUGUUCAAAUAAACCUACCAUUACAAUUAUAGACUGAUCAUGUCUUUGUCAGUGGGCAAACGUACAAAAUCAGCAGGGGAUCAAAUACUUUUUUCCCUCACUGUAGGACUCAUUUUACUGUGGAUAUAUAUAAUUUUGUACCUGUUUCCUCCAGCAUCUUCACAAUGUCCUUUGCUGUUGUUCUGGGAUUGAUUUGCACUUUUCGCACCAUAGUACGUUCAUCUCUAGGAUACAGAACGCGUCUCCUUCCUGAGCGGUAUGACGGCUGCGUGAUCCCAUGGUGUUUAUACUUGCAUACUAUUGUUUGUACCGAUGAACGUGGUACCUUCAGGUGUUUGGAAAUUGCUCCCAAGGAUGAACCAGACUUGUGGAGGUCUAUACUAUUUUUUCUGAGGUCUUGGCUGAUUUAUUUUGAUUUUCCCAUGAUGUCAAGCAAAGAGGCACUGAGUUUGAAGGUAGGCCUUGAAAUACAUCCACAGGUACACCUCAAAAUGACUCAAAUGAUGUCAAUUAGCCUAUCAGAAGCUUCUAAAGCCAUUACAUCAUUUUCUGGAAUUUCCAAGCUGUUUAAAGGCACAGUCAACUUAGUGUAUGUAAACUUCUGACCCACUGGAAUUGUGAUACAGUGAAUUAUAAGUGAAAUAAUCUGUCUGUAAACAAUUGUUGGAAAAAUGACUUGUGUCAUUGUCACGUUCGUUGAAUGACGGGUCAGACCAAGGCGCAGCGUGAUAUGCAUACAUGUUUAUUGAACUUAAUAAACACACGACAAAACAACAAAGGAAACAAAAAAGUGAAGUCCAAGGUAGCACACACAACAUACCUUAACCGGAACAAGAUCCCACAACUAGACUGUGCCAAUAGGCUGCUUAAGUAUGGUCCCCAAUCAGUGACAACGAGCGACAGCUGCCUCUAAUUGGGAACCACACCGGCCAACAUAGAUCCACACAUGCUAGAACGACAACAUAGACAAAGCACAACAAGGAAAUAUACACACCCUGACUCAACAUAUAAGAGUCCCCUGAGUCAGGGCGUGACUCCAAAGGUGCGGACUCCGACCGCACAACAUAAACAUAACAGGGUAGGGGCCGGGUGGGCAUUCCGCCUCGGAGGCGGAUCCGGCUCGGGGCGUGACGACCUCUCACUCUCCGCCUCCCUGUUGCGCCCCUGGUCUGGUCAGGACCUCGGCGCGCUGCUUCCCCUCUCCUUCCUCCCACGAUACGCCAGGCCCUGUCUGGACCCUGGUGUGGGAGACCCCGAACUUGGAGAGGGGCUGACGUCAUGGUCUGGACUGGAGCCGCUGACCGGAGCUGGACUGGGCACCGGUGGAGCGGACUGCCUUGGCUCCGGAGUGGAGCCGCUGACCGGAGCUGGACUGGACCCCGGUGGAGCGGACUGCUCUGGCUCCGGAGUGGCACCGGUGGAACGGGCACGGGUCGUGCCGGACUGGACAAAUGCACCACUGGUCUGGUGCAAGGAGCAGGCACGGGCCGGACCGGACUAGGAACGCGCAUCACUGGCUUGGUGCGAGGGACAGGAACGGGCCGGGCCGGACUGGCGACGCGCACCACUGGCUUGGUGCGAGGAGCAGGAACAGGCCGGGCCGGACUGGUGACGCGCACCACUGGCUUGGUGCGAGGAGCAGGAACAGGCCGGGCCGGGCUGGCGACACGCACCACUGGUUUGGUGCUAGGAGCAGGAACAGGCCGGGCCGGGCUGGCGACGCGCACCACUGACUUGGUGCGGGGAGCAGGAACGGGCUGGCCUGGACUGGCGACACGCACCACUUGCUUGGUGCGAGGAGCAGGACUGGGUUCCUUUAUUAACCCCCGCUCCUUCUGCUGCCUAACCAGCUCCUCUCGCCGUGGCUCUACUCUUUCCUUCUCCCUUGUAGCCUCCUGUAGCGCCUCCCUCUGACCAAAUAACUCCUGCUCCCUCUGAACCAAUAGCCCCCGUAACAUGGUGGCCUCCUCUCCUAAUCUGCAGAUCCGCCCUUUAACAGCCUCCUGCUGCCUCGUCGUCCACACCGUGUGACCCUCCCAAAAAAUGUCUUGGGGUUGCCUCUCGGGUCUCCGUCGUCGGCACUGUUGGCACCGUUUCUCCUCUCCUACCUGGGCAUCCUCCUUCAUCGCCCUCCGAUAACGGACGGCCUCCUCCUCCGUAAUUCUCCCCCAACCGAGGAGGACAUCUACUAACGUAACCUCCUGUUGAGUCCCAGGCGUUUGCUCCUUCUCGGCACGCUGCAUGGUCCUUGUUUGGUGGGAUCUUCUGUCACGUUCGUUGAAUGACGGGUCAGACCACGGCGCAGCGUGAUAUGCGUAUAUGUUUAUUGAACUUAAUAAACACAUGACAAAACAACAAAGGAAACGAAAUGUGAAGUCCAAGGUAGCACACACAACAUACCUUAACCGGAACAAGAUCCCACAACUAGACUGUGCCAAUAGGCUGCUUAAGUAUGUUCCCCAAUCAGAGACAACGAGCGACAGCUGCCUCUGAUUGGGAACCACACCGGCCAACAUAGAUCCACACAUGCUAGAACGACAACAUAGACAAAGCACAACAAGGAAAUAUACACACCCUGACUCAACAUAUAAGAGUCCCCUGAGUCAGGGCGUGACAGUCAUGCACAAAGUAGAUGUCCUAACCGACUUGCCAAAACUAUAGUUUGUUAACAAGAAAUUUGUGUGGUUGAAAAACAAGUUUUAAUGACUCCAACCUAAGUGUAUGUAAACUUCCGACUUCAACUGUAUAUAUAACACUGGGAUUUAACAAGCACAAUACACAGUACUCACGAGACCAAUGAACAUGGGAAAAUAAUUGACAAGGACAAUGGGGAACAGAGGGCACAUAUAUACACAUACUAAUCAGGGGGAAUGGGAACCAGUUGUGCGUAAUGAACCAGGUCAGUGACGCCUAGAAGGGCGGUGAGGUAGACUUCCGGAGCUGGUGAACGGAAUGAGCAGCAGUACCAGGGGAUCCGUGACACGUUUGUUGGUGUCAAGUAGUGACCCAAUCAAUUCUUUAAAAUCCAUCUUCAGCUGUUCUGAGCUGCCCUUCAUAAUGUCAUUGAAUCCCAUAUGAACUAUGAUAUACUGAAUUUCCUGAUGCUGGUUUAAAAUGUUUGGGAGCACCAUAUUGAUGUCCUGUUCUCGUGCUCCUGGAUAGCACAACGUUUUUGUUCCAGGGAUUGAGACAUUUCUCACCAUUGAACUGCCCAAUCCAAUGGCCGGAGAAGGGAAUGGUGAAAUCCGCCCAUUUCCACCCCUCACACAUUUCAUUGAGUCUUUCACGGGCCCACGAGAAGCAGGAUAGCGUAUCCCGAACUCGACAAUGACGCCGCUGCUGGAGUCAGCAUAAUUGGAGUCAGCACCGUCAUUGCAGACACAGGCAAUCUCAGCGAUGAAGGCGCAGGUAGAUCAGAAACCAGUACAGCGAAACUAUUCCUUAUGUCAAUGUGCUCCGAACCUCUCGCAGACACCCCCAUCCACUUAGCAGCAUGCCACUACCUUCGGUUUCCACGACUUGCGACAUGGGACCAGCGCUGAUUGGAACAUUCUACUUGCUGUUCCCAGUCUACUUCACUACAGGAUGGAGGAGGAGAAGCAGAUGGAGACGAUAUCCUUGGCAGGCAAGUUCCAGGUAGCACAGGCCAUUCGGAUAGGGACAGAUGACAAGGCAGGGAAACAUCCAUCAGGCCCGAGCGACGUCCAGCCGUAGGAGUUGAGAACGAGAAAGUUCCAAUAUGUGUUUUCCCCAUAAGCUCGUGCAGAAUUGAGAUGUGUUUGCUAAGCAUAGUCACCUCAUUCCUGUAAUCCUCAGCUAGCAAACAAUUGCCGCAUUGGAACUCCAGAUUGUCAAUAUUGUCCUUGACAAGAUUAUAAUAAACACAGCUUCUACAGCGUGGAAAUGUUCGUUAGCUCUUCAAGGCGAAGCGGACUCCAUUGCAACCUAGCUAGUUGGUAGCAGGUGUUGACACAGGUAUCCGAGUUCUUGAGUUACGAAGUUUUCGGCGCUGAGUCGGUGUCUCUCAACAACAGCAUGUUUCCGGUUUCUGGUUGAUGACAACAGCCACGAGAAUAUGACAACAGGUUGUUAGCAAGCUAUUUUUGCGACAUUGACACAGAAACAGUGGCUUGCUAAAGUAUUCACCCCCCUUGGCAUUUUUCCUAUUUUGUUGCCUUACAACCUGGAAUUAAAAUAGAUUUGUAUCAUUUGAUUUACACAACAUGCCUACCACUUUGAAGAUGCAAAAUAUUUUUUGGGGUGAAACAAACAAGAAAUAAGACAAAAAAACAUUAAAUUUGAGCGUGCAUAACUAUUCACCCCCCCAAGUCAAUACUUUGUAGAGCCACCUUUUGCAGCAAUUACAGCUGCAAGUCUCUUGGGGUAUGUCUCUAUAAGCUUGGCACAUCUAGCCACUGUGAUUUUUGCCCAUUCUUCAAGGCAAAACUGCUCCAGCUCCUUCAAGUUGGAUGGGUUCCGCUGGUGUUCAGCAAUCUUUAAGUCAUACCACAGAUUCUCAAUUGGAUUGAGGUCUGGGCUUUCACUAGACCAUUCCAAGACAUUUAAAUGUUUCCCCUUAAACCACUCGAGUGUUGCUUUAGCAGUAUGCUUAAGAUCAUUGUCCUGCUGGAAGGUGAGUCUCAAAUCUCUGGAAGACUGAAACAGGUUUCCCUCAAGAAUUUCCCUGUAUUCUGACCAGUUUCCCAGUCCCUGCCGAUUAAAAACAUCCCCACAGCAUGAUGCUGCCACCACCAUGCUUCACUGUGGGGAUGGUGUUCUCGGGGUGAUGAGAGGUGUUGGGUUUGCACCAGAUAUAGUGUUUUCCUUCAUGGCCAAAAAGCUCAAUUUUAAUCUCAUCUGACCAGAGUACCUUCUUCCAUAUGUUUAAGGGAGUCUCCAACAUGCCUUUUGGUGAACAUGAAAUGUGUUUGCUUAUUUUUUUCUUUAAGCAAUGGCUUUUUUCUGGCUACUCUUCCGUAAAGCCCAGCUCUGUGGAGUGUACGGCUUAAAGUGGUCCUAUGGACAGAUACUCCAAUCUCCGCUGUGGAGCUUUGCAGCUCCUUCAGGGUUAUCUUUGGUCUCUUUGUUGCCUCUCUGAUUAAUGCCCUCCUUGCCUGGUCCGUGAGUUUUGGUGGGUGGCCCUCUCUUGGCAGGUUUGUUGUGGUGCCAUAUUAUUUCAAUUUUUUUAUAAUGGAUUUAAUGGUGCUCCGUGGGAUGUUCAAAGUUUUUGAUAUUUUUUUAUAACCCAACCCUGAUCUGUACUUCUCCACAACUUUGUCCCUGACCUGUUUGGAGAGUGCCUUGGUCUUCAUAGUGCCGCUUGCUUGGUGGUGCCCCUUGCUUAGUGGUGUUGCAGACUCUGGGGCCUUUCAGAACAGGUGUAUAUAUACUGAGAUCACGUGACAGAUCAUGUGACACUUAGAUUGCACACAGGUGGACUUUAUUUAACUAAUUAUGUGACUUCCGAAGGUAAUUGGUUGCACCAGAUCCUACUCCCCAGGAGCUAUCAUUUGUUGACUUCUGUAACUGUAAAAACAUUGGUUUUUUGCAUGUUAACAUCAGAAGCCUCCUCCCUAAGUUUGAGUUAUUCAUUGCGUUAGCACACUCCGCCAACCCUGAUGUUCUAGCAGUGUCUGAAUCCUGGCUUAGGAAGGCCAUCAACAAUUCAGAAAUGUCCAUCCCCAACUACAACAUUUUCUGUCUAGAUAGAACUGCCAAAGGGGGUGGAGUUGCAAUCUACUGUAGAGAUAACCUGCAGAGCUCUAUCAUACUAUCCAGGUCUGUGCCCAAACAGUUUGACCUCCUACUUCUAAAAAUCCACCUUUCCAGAAAUAAGUCUCUCACUAUUGCCGCUUGCUACAGACCCCCCUCAGCCCCCAGCUGUGCCCUGGACGCCAUAUGUGAAUUGAUUGCCCCCCCCAUCUAUCCUCAGAGUUCGUACUGCUUGGUGACCUAAACUGGGAUAUGCUUAUCACCCUGGCCAUCCUACAAUCCAAACUAGAUGCCCUCAAUCUCACACAAAUUAUCAAGGAACCUACCAGGUACAACCCUAAAUCCGUAAACAUGGGCACCCUUAUAGAUGUCAUCCUGACUAACUUACCCUCUAAAUACACCUCCGCUGUCUUCAACCAGGAUCUCAGCGAUCACUGCCUUAUUGCCUGCGUCCGUAACGGGUCCACUGUCAAACGCUCCCUAAAACACUUUAGCGAGCAGGCCUUCCUAAUUGACCUGGCCCAGGUAUCCUGGAUGGAUAUCGAUCUCAUUCUGUCAGUAGAGGAUGCCUGGUUGUUCUUUAAAAGUGCUUUCCUCUCAAUCUUAAAUAAGCAUGGCCCAUUCAAAAAAUUCAGAACUAUGAACAGAUAUAGCCCCUGGUUCUCCUCAGACUUGACUGCCCUUGACCAGCACAAAAACAUCCUGUGGCGUACUGCAUUAGCAUCGAAUAGCACCUGCGAUAUGCAACUUUUCAGGGAAGUUAGGAACCAAUAUACACAAGCAGUUAGGAAAGCAAAGGCUAGCUUUUUCAAACAGAAAUUUGCAUCCUGUAGCACUAACUCCAAAAAGUUUUGGGACACUGUAAAGUCCAUGGAGAAUAAGAGCACCUCCUCCCAGCUGCUCACUGCACUGUGGCUAGGAAACACUAUCACCACCGAUAAAUCUACAAUAAUCGAGAAUUUCAACAAGCAUUUUGCUACGGCUGGCCAUGCUUUCCACCUGGCUAGCACUACCCCGGUCACCAGCUCUGCACCCUCCGCUGCAACUUGCCCAUGCCUCCCCUGCUUCUCCUUCACACAAAUUCAGACAGCUGAUGUUCUGAAAGAGCUGCAAAAUCUGGACCCCUAUAAAUCAUCUGGGCUAGACAAUCUGGACCCUUUCUUUCUAAAAUUAGCUGCCGAAAUUGUCGCAACCCAUAUUACUAGCCGGUUCAACCUCUCUUUCGUAACGUCUGAGAUCCCCAGAGAUUGGAAAGCUGCGGCGGUCAUCCCCCUCUUCAAAGGGGGUGACACUCUAGAUCCAAACUGUUACAGACCUAUAUCCAUCCUGCCCUGCCUUUCGAAAGCAUUUGAAAGCCAAGUUAACAAACAGAUCACCGACCAUUUCGAAUCCCACCGUACCUUCUCCGCUAUGCAAUCCGGUUUCUGAGCUGGUCAUGGGUGCAGCUCAGCCACGCUGAAGGUCCUAAACGAUAUUAUAACCGCGAUCGAUAAUAGACAGUACUGUGCAGCCGUCUUCAUCGACCUGGCCAAGGCUUUCGACUGUCAACCACCGCAUUCUUAUUGGCAUACUAAAUAGCCUCGGUUUCUCAAAUGACUGCCUCGCCUGGUUCACCAACUACUUCUCAGAUAGAGUUCAAUAUGCCAAAUCGGAGGGCCUGUUGUCUGGACCUAUGGCAGUCUCUAUGGGGGUACCACAGGGUUCACUUCUUGGGCCGACUCUUUUCUCUGUGUAUAUCAAUGAUGUCGCUCUUGCUGCUGGUGAUUCUCAGAUCCACCUCUAUUCAGACGACACCAUUUUGUAUACAUCUGGCCCUUCAUUGGACACUGUGUUAACAAACCUCCAAACGAGCUUCAAUGCCAUACAACACUCCUUCCGUAGCCUCCAACUGCUCUUAUAAACAAGUAAAACUAAAUGCAUGCUCUUCAAUCGAAUGCUGCUGGCACCGGCCCACCCGACUAGAAUCACUACUCUCAACGGGUCUGACCUAGAGUAUGUGGACAACUACAAAUACCUAGGUGUCUGGUUAGACUGUAAACUCUCCUUCCAGACUCACAUUAAGCAUCUCCAAUCCAAAGUUAAAUCUAGAAUCGGCUUCCUAUUUCGCAACAAAGCCUCCUUCACUCAUGCUGCCAAACAUGCCCUCGUAAAACUGACUAUCCUACCGAUCCUUGACUUCGGCGAUGUCAUUUACAAAAUAGCCUCCAACACUCUAAUCAGCAAAUUGGAUGUAGUCUAUCACAGUGCCAUCCGUUUUGUCACCAAAGCCCCAUAUACUACCCACCAAUGUGACCUGUACGCUCUUGUUGGCUGGUCCUCACUACAUAUUUGUCGCCAAUCCCACUGGCUCCAGACCAUCUAUAAAUCACUGCUAGGCAAAUCCCUGCCUUAUCUUAGCUCAUUGGUCACCAUAGCAACACCCACCCGUAGUAUGCGCUCCAGCAGGUAUAUCUCACUGGUCAUCCCCAAAGCCAACACCUCCUUUGGCCGCCAUUCCUUCCAGUUCUCUGCUGCCAAUGACUGGAACGAACAGCAAAAAUCUCUGAAGCUGGAGACUCUUAUCUCCCUCACUAACUUUAAGCAUCAGUUGUCAGAGCACCUUACCGAUCACUGCACCUGUACACAGCCCAUCUGAAAUUAGUCCACUCAACUACCUCAUCCCCAUAUUGUUAUUUAUUUUGCUAAUUUGCACCCCAGUAUCUCUAUUUGCACAGCAUCUCUUGCACAUCUAUCAUUCCAGUGUUAAUACUAAUUGUAAUUAUUUUGCACUAUGGCCUAUUUAUUGCCUUACAUCCAUAAUUUGCUACAUUUGCACACACUGUAUAUAUAUUUUCUGUUGUAUUUUUGACUUUAUGUUUUGUUUUACCCCAUAUGUAACUCUGUGUUGUUGUUUUUAUCUUGGCCAGGUCGCAGUUGUAAAUGAGAACUUGUUCUCAACUGGCUUACCUGGUUAAAUAAAGGUGUACAUAUGAGUACAUAUGCACGCACCACUUUUCAGUUAUUUAUGUUUUACAAUUAUUUGAGAGAUUUUUUCCAUUUCACUUCACCAAUUGGACUAUUUUGUGUAUGUCCAUUACAUGAAAUCCAAAUAAAAAUCCAUUUAAAUUACAGGUUGUAAUGCAACAAAAUAGGAAAAAACGCAAAGUGGGCUGAAUACUUUUGCAAGGCACUGUAUAGGUUGUGUUGUUUGCCUCAGAGCUUUCAGAGCACACACUGGACACUCUGGCCGAGGAGUAGGGUUGAUCCGAGCGUUCUGUUAAUUUGGAUGUGGGGAUUUAUGCCUUUCAAUCUAAUUUAAAUGUUUGAACUUGUAACGCGGCUGCAUUAAUUUCUAACGCGGCGGCAUGGGAUUUGUCGGAUUAUGGCCGGAGUGGUGAUGUUGCAUCCAAUGGCAGUGUCCAUGAAAAGGUAACGCAAUGAUCUGGUUGUAGAUUUGACAGCUCUAACACAGUUCCACCUCCGACACCACCAAAACAACAUUAUGUGGCUGUCAAUCUGAUUUACUCUAACCCUUAAUGUCUGUUUCAAAUGACACCCUAUUUCCCAUGAAGUAGUGCACUAUAUGGGGAAUAGAGUGUCAUUUGAAGCUACCCUCCAAAGGGAAACUUGGUGUUUCACAGCAAUUAUUUGAUUUGUAAGAUUGGGGCGCUCACAGGGAGACUAUGUUGUGAAAACAGAACAGAACAGAACAGAGCCACAGUAUGUACUUCCAUAGUCAGUUCUCCUCAGAGCAGUUCUGUACAGGUGAGAGCGGGAUGGGGGCCGGAGAGGGGAAACCCCUGGGAUAAUAUCUUACCUAGCCCUUUGAUUCAGGGUCGAACUGCUUCCUGUAGCGCAUGUGACACACACAUACGCUCACACAAAUUGUAGGCAGUCAAUUCAGGAAGUGAUGUGAAUAAAACAUUCAGACAUUUAAAAAGUUUUUAAAUAAAUAGCCCUUUUUUCGAUUAUUGAAUUGUCAUUUUUGUUUACUUCCUGAAUUGACUGCCCAACCCUGACACACACACACCCUGUAAUUACGGUACUUGCACUGACCCUGUAUAGCUUGCAUUCUCAUGAUUUUUAAUGCUACUUUUCCUCAGAGCACAUCCAUGGUGUCUCCAUAUGUACUGUUACCACAGGGAUGAUGUUGGAAAGCUGUAGGCUCGUCAGCUUCCCCAGAGUAGCCAGAGAGAGACUGGAGGAACAGCAGGUACAGUCAGAUAAAUAUUUAUUUGUGAACAAUAGACUUAGUCAAGCAAAACAUUGCUGUAUAGUAUGUGUGCUUGUGGCAACAACGCCCCAUCACACCCAAGAACAGAUAUGGAUCUGGCUUCAGAACACUUGUUCUCUCUCUCUCUCUCUCUCUCUCUCUCUCUCUCUCUCUCUCUCUCUCUCUCUCUCUCUCUCUCUCUCUCUCUCUCUCUCUCUCUCUCUCUCUCUCUCUCUCUCUCUCUCUAUCUCUCUCUCUCUCUCUCUCUCUCUCUCUCUCUCUCUCUCUCUCUCUCUCUCUCUCUCUCUCUCUCUCUCUCUCUCUCUCUCUCUCUCUCUCUCUCUCUCUCUCUCUCUAGGUGGAGGUUCAGAAUGACUGCUCUGAGGUGUGGCCAGGUCAAGAUGUUCACAUCACCCUAAAGACAAAUCCAAGCUACUGCGGAGUCACCUGGACAAGCACUUACCAUGUUCCAGGUAAGAAUGACCACCGUGAAUACUUUCUACCAACUGAUGUACUCAAAGCGCUUUACAUAGUAAAUGGGAAACUCACCUCAUCCAGCACCAAUGUGUGGCAUUCACGGCAGCCAUUUUGUGCCAGAAUGCUCACUACACAUCAGCUAGAAUGGUGGAGAGGUGAGGAUAUAUGCCAAUUAAGAAUGAGGUAGAUGAUUAGGUGGCCAUAAUAUCAACCAAUUGAUUGAAAUCGCCUAUUUCAGCAUCUUGCACACACAGAUUCCCAGUGGAUCAUGUUGGUUAAACCUGACUGUAUUUGACUUUGAUUAUUUAAGAACUAUUGAGUUGAGUGAGGUGAACUGACACUGCAGGCUAUCAUAAGCAAACAUAUUGAGUCAGCAAAUGUCUUCUGCAGAAACACUUAAAUAUCAUAAAACCCUCAAGGUCUAUCCGAAAGUCCCCCUACCCUGCUGAAAAAAAACAGCAUAGACCAGCAUGGGCCAGCUUUAAAUGUAUGCUGGUCUAUGCUGUUUUUUUCAGCAGGGUAGUCAUGCUCUUACUCAAUAUGCAUACACAAUGAUCAUAUGUCGAUGCACUGUUUGUUUUACAGAGAACAAAACUGAACUUGGUUUUAAACUAUAUUUCAGAAUGUGACAGCAGAGAUCUUCGGAGUAACAUUCCAGAAUGUAUCAGUAAGUUUGAUAGAUUUUAUUUCUCUAUUGUUCUAUAGUUCACAACCAUUGAAUAACACUAGAUAUCCCUUAGAAUGGGUUAAAAUGACAGACUAUUUCUGCAUUCAACAAGGCUACAUAUUUGCCUUGCCAAACCAGACAACAACAUACUCAUUCUACAUUUCCUUGUGUACAAAUCAGCCAAAAUAUAUUGGCAGUGCAUCCAUUUCCCUUGACUGUGUGAUUACUGACUGACUGUGUCCUAUGACAGCUGGUAGGCUAGCGUACACUGUGGACUCAGACAGAAAGGAGCUGGCUGUGUCUGUCUCAGACAUGUUGGAGGAUGAAGACUAUCACCUGAGACUGUGUCACAGAAAAGCCUACACCUGUAGAGACACAGGGGCCAACACACUGGUAAGAUUACAGGAGAUGGGGACUUUAUAGAGUAAAUGUUUAUUCUCAAAUGGUGGGACCCUGGUUAGCCUGGAAUCCAUAAUGUAUGUUUCACUAUUGUUUCACUCAGUGAAAUGAAAGCAUAGUGAAACAGAUUGAUAUUCAGUUUGGAGUGUGGCUAGGCACUGAUAAUAUGUUGAGGCACUUCCCCACUUUCACUUUCCUAGCAUAAUAACACCUCCCAGUGCGUUUACAACUACUGCUUGCCAGUAAGUGUUGUAAACCUGUGAUAGUCAACACUAUACUUUGUGCAUACUCUGAUAGUAACACAGGGAAGAGGAAGGUCGUAGAAAUGCCUCAACUAAAUGGUAUGACGCUGAGACAAGCAUCAUAAAUCAGUUGUGCUAUACUCAUCAGACCCUGGAUUUAAAUUCCAUUUGAAAUAAUUUCAAGUACUUUACCUGGGCUUGAUUGAGCUUGCCUGGCACAAUGGAACCAAUAUAAUAGUGCCAAAACUACAAAUCAGGCCCAUCUGGCACUCCAGGCAGACUAGUAUUUGAAAAGAUGUCAAAUAGUAUUUGAACCCAGGUCUGAUCCUUGUUGACCCUUGUUCCUUCUCCGCAGAUCAGAAAGGAGGAUGUGCUGAAGAAUACUACUCUGCAGUAUUCUACACCUUUGCCCUGUCUCUGUAUCGAGGUAACGACACUUAACGGCUCAUUAUCUAGUUAGAUCAAUCUUUAUCUACUAUUUUAACUGCGUUUUAGAUAAUUUUGUUUCACCUUUAUGUAAUCAAAUGUCUUUAUGAUGAUCUGGACUGUCUUGUGGACAUUGUGGUGUUACAGUGCAUUCGGAAAGUGUUCAGACCCCUUUACUUUUUUCACAUUUUGUUACGUUACAGCCUUAUUCUAAAAUGUAUUAUAUAGAUUUUUUCCCUCAUCAAUCUAGACACUAUACCCCAUAAUGACAAAGCAAAAAAAGGGUUUUAGAAAUUGUUGCAAAUGUAUAAAAAAACAACUAAAAUAACACAUUUAAGUACACAACCAGUCAAAAGUUUGGACACACCUACUCAUUCAAGGGGUUUUCUUAAUUUUUUACUAUUUUUUACAUUGUAGAAUAAUAGUGAAGACAUCAAAACUAUGAAAUCACACAUAUGGAAUCAUGUAGUAAACAAAAAAGUGUUAAAGAAAUCAAAAUAUGUUUUAUAUUUGAGAUUCUUCAAAUAGCCACCCUUUGCCUUGAUGGCAGCUUUGCACAUUCUUGACAUUCUCUCAACCAGCUUCACCUGGAAUGGUUUUCCAACAGUCUUGAAGGAGUUCCCACAUAUGCUGAGCACUUGUUGGCUGCUUUUCCUUCACUCUGUGGUCGGACUCAUCCCAAACCAUCUCAAUUUGGUUGAGGUCGGGGGAUUGUGGAGGCCAGGUCAUCUGAUGCAGCACUCCAUCACUCUCCUUCUUGGUAAAAUAGCCCUUUGACAGCCUGGAGGUGUGUUGGGUCAUUGUCCUGUUGAAAAACAAAUGAGAGGCCCACUAAGCCCAAACCAGAUGGGAUGGCGUAUCGCUGUAGAAUGCUGUGGUAGCCAUGCUGGUUAAGUGUGCCUUGAAUUUACAUUUUAGUCAUUUAGCAGACGCUCUUAUCCAGAGCGACUUACAGUUAGUGAAUACAUUAUUUAAUUUUUUUAUACUGGCCCCCCGUGGUAAUCAAACCCACAACCCUGGCGUUGCAAACGGCAUGCUCUAUCAACUGAGCUACAUCCCUGCCGGCCAUUCCCUCCCCUACCCUGAACGAUGCUGGGCCAAUUGUGCGCCGCCCACAAUUGGCCCAGCGUCGUCCAAUUGUGCGCCUCCUCCUCCAUGCUUUACGGUGGGAAAACACAUGCGGAGAUCAUCCGUUCACCCACACCGCGUCUCACAAAGACACAGCGGUUGGAACCAAAAAUCUCCAAUUUGGACUCCAGACCAAAGGACAAAUUUCCACCGGUCUAAUGUCCAUUGCUCGUGUUUCUUGGCCCAAGCAGGUCUCUUCUUCUUAUUGGUGUCCUUUAGUAGUGGUUUCUUUGCAGCAAUUCGACCAUGAAGGCCUGAUUCACACAGUCCCCUCUGAACAGUUGAUGUUGAGAUGUGUCUGUUACUUCAUCACAGCGCUUGAUGGUUUUUGCGAAUGCACUUGUAUAAACUUUCAAAGUUCUUGAAACUUUACGGAUUGACUGACCUUCAUGUCUUAAAGUAAUGAUGUACUGUCAUUUCUCUUUGCUUAUUUGAGCUGUUCUUGCCAUAAUAUGGACUUGGUCUUUUACCAAAUAGGGCUAUCUUCUGUAUACCACCCCUCCCUUGUCACAACAAAACUGAUUGGCUCAAACGCAUUAAGAAGGAAAGAAAUUCCACAAAGUAACUUUUAACAAAUGCAUUCCAGGUGACUACCUCAUGAAGCUGGUUGAGAGAAUUCCAAGAGUGUGCAAAGCUGUCAUCAAGGCAAAGGGUGGCUACUUUGAAGAAUCUCAAAUAUAUUUUGAUUUGUUUAACACUUUUUUGGUUACUACAUGAUUCUAUAUGUGUCAUUUCAUAGUUUUGAUGUCUUCACUAUUAUUCUACAAUGUAGAAAAACUGUAAAAAUAAAGAAAAACCCUGGAAUGAGUAGGUGUGUCCAAACUUUUGACUGGUACUGUACAUAUUCAGACCCUUUACUCAGUACUUUGUUGAAGCACCUUUGGCAGAGAUUACAGCCUCGAGUAUAAUUGGGUAUGAUGCUGCCACCACCAUGCUUCACUGUAGGGAUAGUGCCAGGUUUCCUCCAGACGUGAUGCUUGGCAUUCAGGCCAAAGAGUUGAAUCUUGGAUUCAUCAGACCAGAGAAUCUUGUUUCUCAUGGUCUGAGAGUCUUUAGGUGCGAAGCGGGCCUUCAUGUGCCUUUUACUGAGGAGUGGCUUCCGUCUGGCCACUCUUCCAUAAAGGCCUGAUUGGUGGAGUGCUGCAGAGAUGGUUGUCCUUCUGGAAGGUUUUCUCAUCUCCACAGAGGAACUCUGGAGCUCUGUCAGAGUGACCAUCAGAUUCUGGCCGGGCGGCCAGCUCCAGGAAGAGUCUUGGUGGUUCCAAACUUCAUCCAUUUAAGAAUGACGGAGGCCAAUGUGUUCUUGGGGACCUUCAAUGCUGCAGAAAUAUUUUGGUACCCUUCCUCAGAUCUGUUCCUUGACACAAUCCUGUCUCAGAGCUCUACAGACAAUUCCUUCGACCUCAUGGCUUAGUUUUUGCUCUGACAUGCUGUGGGACCUUGUAUAGACAGGUGUGUGCCUUUCCAAAUUAUGUCCAAUCAAUUGAAUCUACCACAGGUGGACUCCAAUCAAGUUGUAGAAACAUCUCAAGGAUGAUCAAUGGAAACAGGAUGCACCUGAGCUCAAUUUUGAGUCUCAUUGCAAAGUGUCUGAAUACUUAUGUAAAUAAGGUAUUUCUAUUUUUAGUUUAAGUUUUUUGUAAAAAUUUCUACAAACCAGUUUUUUCUUUCUAAUUAUGGGAUAUUGUGUGGAGAUUGAUGAGGAUUUUUUAUUUAUUUAAUCUGUUUUAGAAUAAGGCUGUAACGUAACAAAAUGCGGAAAAAGUCAAGGGGUCUGAAUACUUUCCGAAUGCACUGUAUAUAUUUCUAUAUUUAUCCCACAGGGCUGGUCUGCCACGUCUGAUGCACCCAGAGUUCAAGUCUUUCCCUUCAAAGACCGUGAGUGUCCUUCAAUUUCUAUUAGACUGAAUGUUUUAUUAGUUGGUUGGUUGAUUGAUUGUGAAAUUUGCAAGAUUGUCAGUGCAUUGCUUUUGACCGUGCCUCUUCUUUUCUCCAAAGGUCUGGAGGAGUUGUGGUCUGGCAUAAACUUUGACCCGGUGGAGGAGGCUUUGUCAUGGGAACCAGUGUGUCCUGUUGCCGUGGUGAUCUCACUGUGCCAGAAACGAGGGGACGAUGAGUGUGACGAUCUGGCUGGUUCAUCACAGACCCUCAGCAGGGAAAAGGUUAGGUGCCUCAAUCAAUCAGUUAGUAAAUCAAUCAGCCUCACAUCUGUACUUCUUUGAACUCCUUCACAGUUAAAAUGCUGUUUCAAAGACAAAAGACUGAUAUGACAUAGAAACAGUCAGGCACCAAGACUAUAUCACCAGAUGACUGUUUUAACUAUUAUAGAUUAAAGUCCUAAUUUAACUGUAGCUCAGCUGGUAGAGCACGGCGCUUGUAACGCCAAGGUAGUGGGUUCGAUCCCCGGGACCACCCAUACACAAAAAUAAAUAAAUGUAUGCACGCAUGACUGUAAGUCGCUUUGGAUAAAAGCGUCUGCUAAAUGGCAUAUUACUAUUGUUAUUAUAACUUUCUUUCAGAUAACAUUCUCCAGAGUGGAUCCACACCCACAGCUUUGUAUGAAGGUAAGACACCACCUUUGCCUGUGACUGAAUGCAUUAUCUUUCUAAGAAGUCCUACUUACUAUCUGAACAUACCGGUACAUCUCCCCUUUGAGUAUGCAGAACAAAUUCAUCUAACAAAUGCAUGCUCCUGGCUGUUGUUUUAUCUACAGUUUACCACAGAUUCUGGAUCCUGGAUCCGGUGCCCCUUUGCAGAUGGGAAUUUCCAAGGUAAUAGCUCUCUGUAAAUAGUGUGCAUAUAAUUAUCAUGAGUGAUCCGUCUGAAGUUGUGAAUGAUGUGCUUUUAAGUGGAAAAGCGUGCCACAGUUUGCACAUCAGUCAAACCCAUGACACCCAAGGAUUAGAAACCACCAACGCUCUAGUAUCAAUCUUUACACCCACGGGGGGUAUGAAAAAUAAAUAAAUAUGUAUGCACUCACUAACUGUAAGUCAUUCUGGAUAAGAGCGUCUGCUAAAUGACUAAAAUGUAAAAUGUAAAUGUACACUAAUACUAUUAUGGCAGACCUGGAUUAUGGCAGACAUGGAUUAAAAUAGCAUUUGUCUGGCACAAUGAACCAAUGAACCACCCAUAUGGCACUCCAGGCAGGCUGAAUCAAAUGCUCAAACUUUUUGGAAAGAAAACAUACUAUUUGAACCCAGGUCCGUUAUCUAGUAUUACCAGUAUAGAGUACCACAGUAUGAGUCGUUUUUCCACUGUAAAUUUUUCCCAUAGGGGAUUUUAGAAACACUUAAAAUAAGAGCUGCAUUUCAUGUAGGCUUACCCUGGCGUGACGUUUUGAUAACUGUGUAAAUCUCUCUAGGACAAGGUGACUUUUAUCAAUAUAUAUGCCUGUAUUUACUAUUUACCCCCCAAAAAUGAAAUGCUAAUUAGCUGUUAAUGUGGCUAUCAUAAAUAACUACAAAUACAAUGAUGAUCUGGAUGAGCCUGCCGAAUUCGAGGCAAAGGUAAGAAUCUCUGGAUUAACUAUCUAAUGUUAGCUAAAUGUAGUAAUGAAUAAAUAGGCUACAUUUCUUUAAAUUGACUAUUCUGUAAACUGUCUUCUGCAAGUUUUAAAUUGACACAAUACCUGUUAGCAAAGGUAUCGGCCAGAGAUGACUUGCAGGGAUUUGUAGUUUUGCAUGACGUCUACUUUGAUGCUAGUUACCAUUUUCGAAUAUAUUGAUAAAAGUCACCUUGUCCAAGAAAGAUUUACAAGGUUAUCAAAACAUCACGCCAGGGUAAGCCUACAUGAAACACAGCAAUUAUUUUAAGUGUUUCUAAAAUCCCCUAUGGGAAAAUGAAUGGUGGGAAAACUAUUGAAACCGUUUCCGUUUGACCGCUAGGUUUUAUGGGUAUUAUGACACCUCCACUGUGGGGCUCUAUACUGCAGGUGAUCAUACAGUAAUUAAUGUUGAAUGAUGCCAUUGCCUUGCUCUCCAGCCUGGGACCUGGGUGUCGACCAGCUGCGGCUGGUUGUAACAUCACGGGUCAGAGCACCAAUCUCGCUUCGUGUGUGUGUGAAGACGGGGACCUCUGUAUGCCACCCAGGACACACAUUCCCUGUACAUGGGGUAAAUAAAUGUCUAUCUGCAACUAAUUCUUAUCAUAGGCAACAGUACUAAUGAUUAUUUUUUUUAAAUAAGGGUGUUUGCUUACUAUAAAGUCUGCUAUAUCAAGGAGCUGUGUGGACCAAACAAAGAUACAAUUACUGUAUGACUUACGUUCCCCAAUAACCAAAAAUCAUCGCUCAACAUAAAAAGGGAACUAAACCAGGUGGGGUUUUAAAAUAGGUUCUGAAAGGCAUCCAUGGGGGGUGCCUACUGAGUGCUGGCCAAGCGAACUCGAGUAGUGUCUUAACACACCCACCAUGGACUCCCAUUAGAGUUGCCUGAUACAGACAAACUAAAACAACCCACACCAACUUAAGUUAGGGAGUGAAAAUAAACAUGGAGCAAACCAAAGAGGGAGGCACAAAAUAAAAGGCUUUGUAUUCACAAACUUAGAAGGAGAGUUAAACUGCUCUUCCAACAUCUAUCAUGCCAACUGGAGCAUUGGCUCUGCAGCUCUUAAAUAUCACCUGUGCCAGCACGAGGCGACAAGUGCAACACAUCCUGACCACCGAGGAUGACUCCAAUCAGCGCACAUGAUCAACUUAAAGGGGAACUACACCCGCUGAGUUGGCCUCGUUUUUUGGCUUGCUCCUCAAGAAAUGCUGACGGCCAUGACAGAAACCAAACAUGAGUUGGCUUAGGGCUGUGGUUUCAUGUGGGUGUGUCAGUGGGCAGGUUUGUUUUACAUGGCCCGGUGCCCUGUGUGGGUUGAGAUUUCUCCUUAGGACCAAUGGAAUGGUAGAAAAUGAGCAAACCCCACCCACCCGGGGCACCAGGCAAUGCAAAACGAAUUUGCUCCUAACCUCCACCAAGACACACCCAUCUGUCAGAACCUUGCCCGCAGCUGUUUUCCCCCACUCAAUCACAACAAAGAAACCUCCUGCAGGUUGAGUUCAAUAACUACAGGCAGACGUAUGGUGAGAUGCUGGAGGAAGCUUUGUAGCCUACAGAAUAAUAUGAGAAUAAUUUAAUUGCUGAAUUUAUGUAGAUAUUCUUAACUACGUGUUUUGAUAACGUUCAGGUCCAUGUAGAAUAAACAACCCUUUACAUAAUACCAUAGAAGCAGUGUUCUGCUAAUAUAACAAUGUGCACCUUUCAUUGUCAUUCCCAGCCGGUACAGAUACUGUGCCUAUCGGCAUUUUGUCUGGUGGUAAUUGGGCUAUCUUGGCAUACAUGUCAGAGUGGUCAUACCUUCCUGUGCAGUUCCCUGAUCCUGGUGCAGAAUUCACAGGGUUUCUCCCUCCCCAUAUUGACUGAUACCAUUCAAUUCAAUAAUAAAAAUAAAAUAUAAAAAAAAUUAAAUAGCUGCCUAAAGAAGUUUUGACAAAAGAGGGAAAAUCUUGAUCUGUGUACCUUCCUAGUAUUCCCAUUUCCUUGGGACGAGCCCAACCAAAACAAAACUUACAUCUCUAAUACAGCGAAACGUGCGGUCAAAAUACAAUUUGUGCCAGGGCUAAACACUAGCUAAGCACAACAAAAACGUAUUGACUGCCCACCCUUGAAAGACAAUCAGCAUCCAAGUUGUCCUUACCACGGACAUGUCUGUUUUCAAAAGGAAACUCCUGCAAUAUGAGACUCCAGUGAAGGAGUCUGCAAUUCGUGGAGCUCGUCUUUUACAGGAAAACAAGAGGGUUACAAUCACUAAAGACCAGAAGAGGGGUAGAGACCGAUACACAAACCUUGAUCUGCUGUUGAGUGUUUCUUUCUCAAUGGUGGAGUAGUGUUUCUGAUAGGAGGCCAACUUCUUCGAAAAGUACCCCACUGGAUGCUCAACAUCGUUGUCGUCUUGCUGCAGGAGCACAGCACCUGCUCCUACAUCACUGGCAUCUGUAUACAAAGAGAAUGGAUGAUGGAAAUCUGGAGCGGCAAGCACCGGUGCGGAGACCAAAAGGCCUUCGUCUUCUCAAAAGCCACCUGACAGUCUGGGCUCCAACGGAAAAUGACUUUGGGACUGGUCAAAUCCGUAAGUGGGGCAACAACCUGGGCAAAGUUCUUGCAAAAUGGUUGGUAGUAGCCAGCCACCCUCAAGAAUUGGUGCAGUUCCUGGCGAGAAGUUGGCACAGGAAGGCUAUUGAUGGCCUCCACUUUUGCCAUGACCGGUCAGACUUUUCCUUGGUCCACCAUCUUCCAGAGAUACUUCACUGUUGCUUGGGUGAUUUCACUCUUUGACAGUUUAACAUUCAUUCAAGCUGGCAGACGCAGAACAGAUGUUCUGAAGGUGUUCUGGCCAGGUGGCAUAAAUACCACCACAUUGUCCAAAUAUGCCUCAGCAUUUUCCAGACCACGUAGCAUGAUGUGCAUGAGCCUUUGAAAUGUGGCUCCGGCAUUUCAUAACCUGAACGGAAGAUGAAGGUAAGAUAACAAACCAUUAGGAGUGAGAAAAGCAGACGGCUCUUUGGCACGCUCAGUUAGAGGGACAUGCCAGUAUCCCUUCAGGAGAUUGAACUUGCUAACGUACAGCGCCAACACGGUCCACACAAUCGCAGACCCUGGGCACAUUAGAGGCUGCUGCUGCCUAUUGAAAUCACUGGCCACUUUAAGAAAUGGAACACUAGUCACUUUAAUAAUGUUUACAUAUCUUGCACUACUCAUCUCAUAUGUAUAUACUGUAUUCUAUUCUAUAAUAUUCUACUGUAUCUUAGCCCAUGCCGCUCUGUCAUUGCUUGUCCAUAUAUGUAUAUAUUCUUAAAUUCCAUUCCUUACUAGAUUUGUGUGUAUUGGGUAUAUGUUGUGAAAUUGUUAGAUAUUACUUGUUAGAUAUUACUGCACUGUUGGAGCUAGAAGCACAAGCAUUUCGCUACACCCGCAAUAACAUCUGCUAAACACGUGUAUGUGACAAAUAAAAUUUGAUUUGAUUUGAAGGGUACGAGUCUGAUUUAGUAACAUCAAUGAGUUUGAGAAAAUCAGAACAAAAGCGCAGAGACCCAUCCGGCUUAUGUACCAAUAUGCAGGGUGAACUCCACGGACUGUUGCCAUGUUGUGCAAUGCCGUGCUCAAGCAUGAAUUCUACCUCACUGCAGAGUUUCUCUCUCUUUUCAGGAUUCACUCGAGUCCAACGAGCCCAACGUGUUAUGCUCUAGUACAUUUGUCUGAGUUGGCACAUCUGAAAAUAAACCCUGAUAUUCUAAAAGCAGUGCAACAAUGUCACCUUUCUCCUCCGGAGACAAGUGUGCCAAAAAGCUCUCAAGGUUUUCCAGAAUCUCUGUGUUACUCAACCGUCCCGGCACAGUGUGUAUUGGGCUUUCCUCGUGCUCUCAAGGAAGUGCUGGGCUUUCCUCAUGCUCUCGAAGAAGACAAUAGUCAACGGUGAUGGCAGUGGCCACCGACUUCUCCGCCGAUCACAGCGGGAGAAGUAUGGUUUCAACAUAUUGACAUGACACAGUAGUUUUUUCCCCCUGCGCUCCGGUGUGGCGAUGAUGUAAUAAAAAAAUAUAUAUUUAUGAGGUAAGGUCCUGAAAAGUGAGCUCAAAACAGUGACACCAGAUUCUUGAACAACCUCCCGUGCUGCAAAUAGCACUAGAGGGACCAUUUCAUCCCAGUCUUUCUCGAACUCAAAGCCGUAAUCUCUCAACAUAGACUUCAAAGUCUGAUGAAAUCUCUCAAGAGAACCUUGAGGGGCAAUAGGUAGCACUAGAGGGGCAAUAGGUAACACCCAACUGCUGUAGCACUUGCUGAAAUUAGAACCUUGGUCUGAUUGGACUACCUGCGGAAGUCCAAACGUUGACAAGAACACCCUCCAAAAUUAAGGAUUGGGCUACCCCAGUGUCUCACAGUAUCUCCACAGGCUGUUUAACAGCAUCACCACUCUGCAGAGACAUGAACCCAUCUGAAACAAAGGGUUCAUACAUAUCUGAUCUAAGACUUAACGGGCUUGAGUGCUCCCACAAAAAGAACAGCUUUUUCUGUCUCAUUUUUCUGUUUCAACUUAGGAGACAGUGGCCGUGUCCGAAUACCCAUACUAGCGUACUACAUACUUAAACUGCAUACUCUUUACUCAUCGUUGCAUACUAUUUAGCACGUACCGUUUAGCGUAUAGAAAAAGUAUGCAGUAUGACACAGCCGCAACGCAGUAGCGGCUCCUGAUUGGCUAAGUAGGUGGGGCGGGACCGAGUGCGGGUGGAUUUUUCCAAAUUCAAAAGACAUGCAUCGCAUUAACCAACCUGAUAAUAGCUCAUUUCCAAUUUGAUUAACCCUUUUAUGCGUACGAAUAAUCAUUCUACAGUGGUCAAUACAGUGUAGGCUCAAACCGGUGUGAUUAGAACACUUCAUUAGAACAUCUAGUUACGAUUGAUGCAACAGUCAGCGUUUGAGCAGGCCACACUUUUUUCACAGCAACAUUUUGCAUAAACACAGUCUUUAGAACGUUAUGUCCUUAAUGUGACCUUUCGGUUACUGGCCCAAUGUUCUUAACCGCUAGUCUAAAACCGUGAAGAACUGACAGAAACACAAUACCAGGUCGUACAUGAAAGAGAGAGGGGACACACCUAAACAGAAGUACAACAGAAGCCAUAAGGAAAUAUAUUUAUUCUUCUAAAGCUCACUGACAUGUUUUUGUAUUCUGUUUCCUUUUACAGGAGAGUGUUUUGAAGUACACUCAAAUGUUUUAUGUCUUCCUUUUGCAGGAGAAAUCUGUUAAUCUCAACCUGACUGUGGACAUAUGCCUACCAAACACCUGUGUCCAAGUAAGAUGAAUACUGUUCAUGUAAAUGUUCGUACAUGUAUAGUUCUCACAGGCAUUUUGAUAUUGAUUGAUAGACGCAUAUUCUAUUUUGACAGGUGAAGAGGCUUAACGUAAAGUAUGCUGCCACCAUCCUUCAUUGCUAUAUACGAUGCUGUGAGUGUUGUGUAACUUUUUGACCUAUAGUACAAGGGUUUACUAAGAAGAAGUGAGCUCAUUCAAAACUCUCUUGAGUUCAGCCUUGUGUGACCAUUCAGCCUUGAGUGACCGACUGGGUUCCUACAGGGUCUCCCACAAGACCGUGUUAGCCCAAUGAGCUAAAGCCAAGGUAUUGGCUCUGGUAGCUAACGCAAGUCUUCAGGAAAUCUAACAAGCCUCAGGCAAGGUUACUCAUCACGCUUGUGUGGUUCACCUUACCUCCUCCAUUAUAUUAACUCAUUCAACAUUCUCGAGGAGGGAGGCAUUCCCCUACUCAGCUGCGCUCCACCUUCUUUACACUGGAAUCCUUGCAUGCACACCUUGCCUUGGCCCCUAUCUGAUACAAACACUGUUGACUUCACAGCCUAAGUAUCUUUUGUUUGAGGCUGUGUGUGUGAAUGUGUUGAACGAGACUGAACACGCCAAAUGUACAGUUCCUUCAGAAAGUAUUCAUACCCUUUGACUUAUUCCCCAUUUUGUUGUUACAGCCUGAAUUCAAAAUGGAUUACAUUUUUUUUAUAUCACUAAUCUACACACAAUACCCCAUAAUGAGAAAGUGAAAACCUGUUUUUAGAAAUUGUUGCAAAGUUAUUGAAAAUGAAAUACAGAAAUAUCUAAUUUACAUAAGUAUUCACACCCCUGAGCCAAUACAUGUUAGAAUCAGCUUUGGCAGCGAUUACAGCUGUGAGUCUUUCUGGGUAAGUCUCUAAGAGUUUUGCACACCAGGAUUGUACAAUAUCUGCACAUUAUUCUUUAUUCAAGCUCUGUCAAGUUGGUUGUUGAUCAUUGCUGGACAGCCAUUUUCAAGUCUUGUCAUAGAUUUUCAAGCCGAUUUAAGUAACAACAUUCAAUGUUGUCUUGGUAAGCAACUUCAGUGUAUAUUUGGCUUUGUAUUUUAGGUUAUUGUCCUGCUGAAGGAUGAAUUUGUCUCCCAGUGUCAGUUGGAAAGCAGACUGAACCAGGUUUUUAUCUCGGAAAUUGCCUGUGCUUAGCUCUAUUCCGUUUCUUUAAUGUUAAAAAUCUCCCUAGUCCAUGCUGAUGACAAGCAUACGCAUAACAUGAAAGAACCACCACCAUGCUUGAAAAUAUGAAGAGUGGUACACAGUAAUGUGUGGAUUGGAUUUUCCCCUAAAAUAAUUAUUUGUAUUCAGGACAUAACGUUUAUUUCUUUAAAUUUUUUUGCAGUUUUACUUUAGUGUUAUUGCAAACAGGAUGCAUGUUUUGGAAUAUUUGUAUUCUGUACAAGCUUCCUUCUUUUCACUCUGUCAUUUAGGUUAGUUUUGUGGAGUAGCCCCGUGUAGCUCAGUUGGUAGAGCAUGGCGCUUGCCAGGGUUGUGGGUUCGUUUCCCACGGGAGGCCAGUAUGAAAAUGUAUACACUCACUAACUGUAAGUCGCUCUGGAUAAGAGCGUCUGCUAAAUGACUAAAAUGUAAAAUGUAAAUGUAACUACAAUGUUGUUGAUCCAUCCUCAGUUAUCUCCUAUCACAGCCAUUCAACUCUGUAACUGUUUUAAAGUCACCAUUGGCCUCAUGGUGAAAUCCCUGAGCAUCUUCCUUCUUCUCCGUCCAAAGUGUAAUUAAUAAUUGCACCAUGCUCAUGUUUAACAUUAUUAUUGCACACAGAGUGAGUCCAUGAAAGUUAUUUAGUGACUUGCUAAGCAAAUUUUUACUCCUGAACUUAUUUAGGCUUGCCAUAACAAAGGGGUUGAAUACUUAUUGACUCAAGACACUUAACCUUUUUAUUUGUAAUUAAUUCGUAAAAAACGGUUGAAAAACAUAAUUCCACUUUGACAAUAUGGGGUAUUGUGUGUAGGCCAGUGACACAAAAUCUCAAUUUAAACAAUUUCAAAUUCAGGCUGUAACACAACAAAAUGUGGAAAAAGUCAAGGGGUGUGAAUACUUUCUGAAGGCACUGUAGCUAAAUGCUUCCACUCUAUUUAAAUGGCUUUAUGGCAAGGGUUCAAAGAACACUGCUAACAUGAUGUAAUUCCUCAUACCAACAAACAUUUUUAUUUUUUCAACAUGUUCACAAACCACUCCAGCUUUCAAAAACAAAUUGAAAAUAGGUUGUAGGCUAAGUGGUAUUGGGAAAUAUUACACAGAAAAAGGUGCUUGAAGUCAAAGUGUAUAACCACUGUUUACAGUGGCUUGUGAAAGUAUUGAGCCCCCUUGGCAUCUUUCCUAUUUUGUUGCCUUACAACCUGGAAUUAAAGUUGAUUUUUUAGGGGGAUUGUAUCAUUUGAUUUAAACAACAUGCCUACCACUUUGAAGAUGCAAAAUAUUUUUUUAUUGUGAAACAAACAAGAAAUAAGACAAAAAAACAGAAAAGUCAAUACUUUGUAGAGCCACCUUUUGCAGCAAUUACAGCUACAAGUCUCUUGGGGUAUGUCUCUAUAAGCUUGGCACAUCUAGCCACUGGGAUUUUUGUCCAUUCUUCAAGGCAAAACUGCUCCAGCUCCUUCAAGUUGGAUGGGUUCCGCUGGUGUACAGCAAUCUUUAAGUGAUACCACAGAUUCUCAAUUGGAUUGAGGUCUGGGCUUUGACUAGGGUGGUCCUCUGUAGCUCAGCUGGUAGAGCACGGCGCUUGUAACGCCAAGGUAGUGGGUUCGAUCCCCGGGACCACCCAUACACAAAAAAAAUUAUGCACGCAUAACUGUAAGUCGCUUUGGAUAAAAGCGUCUGCUAAAUGGCAUAUUAUAUUAUAUUAUUGUAGGGCAUUCCAAGACAUUUAAAUGUUUCCCCUUAAACCACUCAAGUGUUGCUUUAGCAGUAUGCUUAGGAUCAUUGUCCUGCUGGAAGAUGAACCUCUGUCCCAGUCUCAAAUCUCUGGAAGACUGAAACAGGUUUCCCUCAAGAAUUUCCCUGUAUUUAGCGCCAUCCAUCAUUCCUUCAAUUCUGACCAGUUUCCCAGUCCCUGCCAUUGAAAAACAUCCCCACAGCAUGAUACUACCACCACCAUGCUUCACUGUGGGGAUGGUGUUCUUGGGGUGAUGAGAGGUGUUGGGUUUGCGCCAGACAUAGCGUUUUCCUUGAUGACCAAAAAGCUCAAUUUUAGUCUCAUCUGAUCAGAGUACCUUCUUCCAUAUGUUUGGGGAGUCUCCCACAUGUCUUUUGUCGAACACCAAACGUGUUUGCUUAUUUUUUUCUUUAAGCAUUGGCUUUUUUCUGGACACUCUUCCAUAAAGCCUAUCUCUGUGGAGUAUACGGCUUAAAGUGGUCUAUGGACAGAUACUCCAAUCUCCACUGUGGAGCUUUGCAGCUUCUUCAGGGUUAUCUUUGGUCUCUUUGUUGCCUCUCUGAUUAAUGCCCUCCUUGCCUGGUCCAUGAGUUUUGUUGGGCGGUCCUCUCUUGGCAGGUUUGCUAUGGUGCCAUAUUCUUUAAAUUUUUUAAUAAUGGAUUUAAUGGUGCUCCGUGGGAUGUUAAAAGUUUUGGAUAUUUUUUUUAUAACCCAACCCUGAUCUGUACUUCUCCACAACUUUGUCCCUGACCUGUUUGGAGAGCUCCUUGGUCUUCAUGGUGCCGCUUGCUUAGUGGUGCCCCUUGCUUAGUGGUGUUGCAGACUCUGGGGCCUUUCAGAACAGGUGUAUAUAUACUGAGAUCAUGUGACACUUACAUUGCACAACGGUGGACUUUAUUUAACUAAUUAUGUGACUUCUGAAGGUAAUUGGUUGCGCCAGAUCUUAUUUAGGGGCUUCAUAGCAAAGGGGGUGAAUACAUAUGCACGAACCACUUUUCCGUUAUUUAUUUUUUAGCAUUUUUUGAAAUAAGUGAUUUGUUUAAUUUCACUUCACCAAUUUUGACUAUUUUGACUAUUUUGUCCAUUACAUGAAAUCCACAUAAAAAUCCAUUUUAAAUUACAGGUUGUAAUGCAACAAAAUAGGAAAAAACACCAAGGGGGAUGAAUACUUUUGCAAGGCACUGUAUAUAAAACACACUGUAUACAUUGCAGUGUCCUCCCUUUCUUUUGGCUGGAAUCCACCAUGGAAAGAGCUUUGAUUCUGACUGCUUGUUCUCUCUAUUUGCUUUUCAAAGUGGACCAAACUGAUGCCUGUGGCCAUGCCCCUGCCAUGGUUGGGCAAACCCCGGCCAUGCAAGGCUACUUGGAGCUGACCUGGGUAGUGGUGCCAGCAGUGGCCUGUCUCACUGCUGCUGUCAUAGUGGCAGCUCUAGUCGUCAAAGUCCUACUAACUGGUAUGUAUCCAACUCUCCCUAACUGAGUGAGUGAUAACUACCCUUUUCACAGUCAUCUAAUGCAGAGCCGAGAUGUACCGCACUGGCCUAGUUAGGCAGCAUCAAUCAUAGUCGCUGGAACUGUGCUGAAAAUAAUACAUUUGAGCUAGCACAGUACACUAAUGUCCCAGGUUUAAAUGGGGUGCUGACUGAUUUUGUACACUGUCUGUCUGUAUGUCUGUCUGUAUGUCUGUCUGCCUGCCUGCCUGCCUGCCUGCCUGCCUGCCUGUCUGUCUGUCUGUCUGUCUGUCUGUCUGUCUGUCUGUCUGUCUGUCUGUCUGUCUGUCUGUCUGUCUGUCUGUCUGUCUGUCUGUCUACAGUUCACCAGAAGAGGCACAGAAAGGGACGGGAUGGGGUCUGUACAUUGAAACGACAAACAGGUGAGACCAUUCUACCGUGCAUCCACUAACCAUAGCCCUAACUCUAGCUUUAUGUCCACAUCCCGGUUCAACCCACAUGAAAAAAUACUAUAGUAUACUAUGGUAUAAAUACUAUAGUAUUCACUGUAGUGUUUUUUCAGACUUUACUGUAGUAUUUACAGUUAACUAUUGUAUAAAUACUAUAGUAAAAAAAUGGUAUUAUAUACUAUAGUAAUGUAGUGUUUUUUCGGACUGUACUAUACUAUAGUAUUUACUGUAGUGUUUUGUGGACUGCAGUAUACUGUAGUAUUUACUGUAGUGGGGAGAGCGCUUCAAUCUGGCCCAAUUCAAUUUUUUUGCAAGGCAUCUAAUAAUUUGGCCAGGUUAAAAAAAAUCUGAAUGCACAUUUCACAAUCUGACAUAAUGGUAACCUACCUUUUGAGCUUUACAUUGGACAUUUGCCAUUUUUUCAUGGUUCUAGGUCAAUUUAGAAGCAUUUUGAAUGAAAAGCCAUUUGAGCCAGCUCACUGAAAAUAAUUAGGAAUGCCCAUCACUACUAAAAGAGCAUGUUUUCCACAACCUGUAGGUCGGUAGGACCGGGGUCUGAACAGAUAGUUCAGAGCUUCUACUAUAUUCUAUAACCUAUAGGGAACACACUAUAUGGUCUAUACAUGGCAUGUAGGUUUCUCACUCAUGGGUGGCACAAAUUGCGAUAUGGGCAGGGUAUAUGGAAAUUAAAUAGUAUUUACUAUAUUAUUCUUCAGUAUACUACAACAUUCUACUAUAUAUUAUAAGUACUACACAUGAUUGAGGGAUACUACAGUGUGUAGUAUAGUAUUCUACAGUAUACUACAGUUUACUAUAGAAUUUAAUAGUAUUUACUGUAGUAUUCUAUAGUAAACUAGUAAUUUUUCAUGUAGGAACCCUUACCUUAGCCUCAACCAAAACCAUUACCCUAGCCCUAGCUUCAUGUCCACAUACUGGUUCAACCCUAACCCUAGCUAUUACCCUAAUCCUAACCCAAAAUAGACUCAUAAAGAUUUAUAUACUGAGUAUACAUGACAUAUACUGACCAGGUGAAUCCAGGUGAAAACUAUGAUCCCUUAAUGAUGUCACUUGUUAAAUCCACUUCAAUCAGUUUAGAUUAAAUGGAGGAGACUAAUGAAGGAUGUUUAAGUCUUGAGACAAUUGAGACAUGGAUUGUGUAUGUGUGCCAUUCAGAGAAUGGGCAAGACAAAAAAUGUAAGUGCCUUUGAACAGGAUAUGGAAGUAGGUGCCCAGGUGCACCGGUUGUUCCGGGAUUCAUCCAAUGGCAUUGAGGAGUAUACCACCUCAGUCACCUGCUUCAUCAAUAAGGGACUCGACGACGUCGUCCCCACAGUGACCGUAUGUACAUAUCCGAACCAGAAGCCAUGGAUUACAGGCAACACCGAGCUAAAGGCUAGAGCUGCCGCUUUCAAGGAGCGGGACACUAAUCCGGACACUUAUAAGAAAUCCCGGUAUGCCCUCAGACGAACCAUCAAACAGGCAAAGCGUCAAUACAGGACUAAGAUUGAAUCCUACUACACCGGCUCUGACGCUCGUCGGAUGUGUCAGGGUUUGCAAACUAUUACGGACUACAAAGGGAAACCCAGCCGCGAUCUGCCCAGAGACGAGAGCCUACCAGACAGGCUAAAUGCCUUUUAUGCUCGCUUCGAGGCAAGCAACACUGAAGCAUGCAUGAGAGCACCAGCUGUUCCAGACGACUGUGUGAUCACGCUCUCCGUAGCCGAUGUGAGCAAGACCUUUAAACAGGUCAACAUUCACAAGGCCAGACGGAUUACCAGGACAUGUACUCAGAGCAUGCGUGGACCAACUGGCAAGUGUCUUCACUGACAUUUUCAACCGACAUUUUCAACCUCUCCCUGACCGAGUCUGUAAUACCUACAUGUUUCAAGUAGACCACCAUAGUCCCUGUGCCCAAGAAAGCAAAGGUAACCUGCCUAAAUGACUACCGCACCGUAGCACUCACGUCGGUAGCCAUGAAGUGCUUUGAAAGGCUGGUCAUGGCUCACAUCAACACCAUCAUCCCGGAAACCCUAGACCCACUCCAAUUCACAUACCGCCCUAACAGAUCCACAGAUGACGCAAUCUCAAUCGCACUCCACACUGCCCUUUCCCACCUGGACAAAAGGAACACCUAUGUGAGAAUGCUGUACAUUGACUACAGCGCAGCGGUCAACACCAUAGUGCCCACAAAGCUCAUCACUAUGCUAAGGACAUUGGGACUAAACACCUCCCUCUGCAACUGGAUCCUGGACUUCCUGAUGGGCUGCCCCCCGGGUGGUAAGGUUAGGCAACAACACAUCUGCCAUGCUGAUCCUCAACACUGGGGCAUCUCAGGGGUGCGUGCUUAGUCCCCUCCUGCACUCCCUGUUCACCCACAACUGCGGGGCCAAGCACUACUCCAACACCAUCAUUAAGUUUGGUGAUGACACAACAGUUGGAGGCCUGGUCACUGACAACAAUGAGACAGUCUAUCGGGAGGAGGUCAGAGACCUGGCAGUGUGGUGCCAGGACAACAACCUCUCCCUCAACGUGAGCAAGACAAAGGAACUGAUUGUGGACUACAGGAAAAGGAGGGCCGAACAUGCCCCCAUUCACAUCGACGGGGCUGUAGUGGAGCGGGUUGAGAGUUUCAAGUUCCUUGGUGUCCACAUCACCAACAAACUAUCAUGGUCCAAACACACCAAGACAGUCGUGAAGAGGGCACGACAACGCCUUUUCCCCCUAAGGAGACUGAAAAGAUUUGGCAUGGGUCCCCAGAUCCUCAAAAAGUUAUACAGCUAAACCUUUGAGAGCAUCCUGACCGGUUGCAUCACCGCCUGGUAUGGCAACUGCUCGGCAUCCGACCGUAAGGCGUACAGAGGGUAGUGCAUAUGGCCAAGUACAUCACUGGGGCCAAGCUUCCUGCCAUCCAGGACCUGUAUACUAGGCGGUUUCAGAGGAAGGCCCAAAAAAUUGUCAAAGACUCCAGACACCCAAGUCAUAGACCAGGGGUGUCAAACGUCCGGCCCGCGGGCCGGAUCAGGCCCGCAAACGGGUUUAAUCCGGCCCGCGAGAUGAUUUUGAAAAAAUAAAAUAAAAUAAAAUAAAAUAAAAUUAAUAAUAAUUUUGUAAAGUAUAAAAAUGCGCUGCAAUUUUUCAAUAAAAUAAACUGCUGUUCCAAUUGCGUCCACUGGAUGGCGCAAUAGCAAUUGUGUUAAGCAAGCAAACUGUUUAUACCGGGGCAGAGCAAGUAGGUCAAGCACGUGCAGCCAAUGAGCUACUUUGUUUUGCCCGCGAUAUUUAUUACGGCUUCUACUUUUAACAUUAUGUGCUUUAGCACCCUCAUUGCCCCAAUAUGUCUCUGUCAAAAAAGAGAAAAGUGGACGCAGAGUGCAGAGUGUUCCAAGAAAAAUGGUCAUCCUAUUUAUUCACGGAAUUGAAUGGGAAAGCUGUAUGUUUGGUGUGUUCAGAGCAUGUUGCAGUGCUGAAAGAAUAUAACCUUCGUCGCCACUAUGUGAGUCUUCAUGCCGACAAAUAUGACAACUUUCAAGGACAGCGGAGAUGAGAGAAGGUGAAUGAACUGUUGGCGGGUCUGAAGAAACAGCAGUCUGUGUUUACUCACAGCCGAGACAUCAGUGACGCUGCAGUGAAAGCUAGCUACCUCAUUGCUAAUGAAAUCGCAGUGGCUUCAAAACCAUUUAGUGAGGGUGAAUUUGUAAAAACAUGCAUGAUGAAGGCAGCGGAGAUUGUGUGCCCUGAAAAGCGGCAGGAUUUUGCAAAUAUCAGCCUGACAAGAAACACAGUUGCAGACAGGAUUUCCGAUCUUUCAGUGGAUUUGGACAGCCAGUUGAAGCAAAAAGUAAAGUCAUUUAUUGCGUUUUCGGUUGCAAUUGAUGAAAGCACGGACAUUACAGAUGUUGCACAACUGGCCAUUUUCAUCCGCGGAGUUGAUGACACAUUGACCGUCACCGAGGAGUUCGUGGAGUUGGUGCCGAUGACAGAUACAACGACAGCAGCUGAUAUUUUUACCGCACUCGUCGGCGCGCUGGACAGGGUCGGAGUGGACUGGUCCCGCGCUGUCAGCCUGGCUACAGAUGGUGCGCCCUCAAUGAUCGGGAAAAAAGCAGGCGUUGUGACAAAGUUCAGAGAGAAAGUGCAAUCUGCAAAUGGAGGACGUGAUUUUUUGACUUUUCACUGUAUUUUGCACCAGGAGGCUUUGUGUUGCAAGUCAUUAAAGAUGGAUAACGUCAUGAAGGUGGUCAUCCAAACUGUUAAUUUCAUCCGAUCCAGAAGCCUGAAUCACCGUCAGUUUGACAGCCUUCUCAGAGAGAAAGACCACAUCUAUGGCCUGCCAUACCACACUGAGGUAAGAUGGUUAAGCCGAGGUGCUGUGCUGAGGCGUUUCUUUGAUUUACGAGAAGAAAUUGAACAGUUCAUGGAAGAAAAGGGCAAACCAGUGAUAGAAUUUCAUUCCGCAGAAUGGAUGCAGGACCUUGCAUUUAUGGUGGAUGUUACAGAGCACCUGAAUAACUUGAACAAACAGCUGCAAGGGCGCAACAAAGUUGUCACGCAGUAUUAUGACAGCAUACGUUCUUUCAAGUUGAAGCUGUCAUUGUGGGAGACGCAACUUGCCGGUGGUGAUGCAGCUCACUUCCCCUGUCUGAAAAAUGUGUGCGCGACCCAACAUGUGGCAGACAUGAAGCGGUUCAAAGAUAAAAUAACGGGACUGUUACGGGAGUUUGAGCAACGCUUUCAGAUUUAUGUUUAUAUGUUUUUAUAUUGAUGUGCUAUUGUUUUUAAUUGAUUUUAUUUUAUUUGUAUAUUUAACCUAUUCUUGACUCUGUGGUUCUUGCACUUGUUUGGGGAACAGGAUUUCAUUAUUUUUAUCUACAUUUCUGCCUGAGAAAUGACACCCUGAUAUAGUUCUGUGAUCUGUGAUAUACUUCUGUGAAUCACUGAGGCAUUGUGUGUUUGUGUGUUCUUUUUCUUUAGAAUUUUCAAAUAAACUUGACGUGUUUUAUGAUUAAUAGUGAUGUUGUGCUUGUACUAUUUUGGACACACUGUCCUCAGGCUCCAGCUUUAUGUUGUAUGUUGAUCGUAUUAAAACAAAGAAAACAAUCUGAAGUUGUUGUUUUUAAGUUAUAUAUACCAUGAUUUUUCUAGUCCGGCCCACUUGGGAAUAGAUUUUCCUCCAUGUGGCCCCUGAGCUAAAAUGAGUUUGACACCCCUGUCAUAGACUGUUCUCUCUGCUACUGCAUGGCAAGCGGUACCGGAGUGCCAAGUAAAGGCCUAAAAGGCUCCUUAACAGCUUCUACUCCCAAGCCAUAAGACUGCUGAACAAUUAAUCAAAUGGCCACCCAGACUAUUUACAUUGAGCCCCCCCCCCCCCCCUCCUUUGUUUUUACACUGCUGCUACUCGCUGUUUAUUAUCUAUGCAUAGUCACUUAACCCCUACCUACAAGCACAAAUUACCUCGACUAACCUGUUCCCCCACACAUUGACUCGAUACCUGUACCCCCUCGUUAUUGUUAUUUUAUAGUGUUACUUUUUAUAUUAUUUUUUAAUUUACUUUAAUUUAGUAAAUAUUUUCACAACUCAAUUUCUUGAACUGCAUUGUUGGUUAAGGGCUUGUAUGUAAGCAUUUCACGGUAAGGUUGUAUUCAGCGCAUGUGGCAAAUCAAAUUUGAUUUGAUUUGAACUGCAACGCUGCUGGGUUUUUCACGCUCAACAGUUUCCAGUGUGUAUCAACAAUGGUCCACCACCCAAAGGACAUCCAGCCAACUUGACACAACUGUGGGGAGCAUUGGAGUCAACAUGGGCCAGCAUUCCUGUGGAACACUUUCGACACGUUGUAGAGUCCAUGCCCCGACGAAUUGAGGCUAUUCUGAGGGCAAAAGUGUGGGGUUCAACUCAAUAUUAGGAAGGUGUUUCUAAUGUUUGGUAUACUCAGUGUAUAUCUCUAUGGGUAAUAAUAUUGCAUGCUUUUCAGAACCUCAUGCUGUUGCUGUUGACCGUGCCACCCCAGGACUCCAAGAACAGUCUACCUUCCAUAAAGAGAUACCCAUGCCUGACACCCUCCAGUUUGAAAACUGUGAAAGGGAUAACUUACUGCAGUUUUAA
Coregonus sp. 'balchen' is the source of this 42647-nucleotide messenger RNA. Lineage: Eukaryota; Metazoa; Chordata; Actinopteri; Salmoniformes; Salmonidae. The record is from the annotation of a GenBank genome assembly.